GUAAACAAACAGACUCUAGAGCCACGCCAACAGUGGGGUGUUUAAUACGAUUCAACCAACGACUGAACCAGGGUUGCUGGGAUCCAUGAUCGACUCGACACGAACAGGCUGGGCGAGCUGAAGCGUUCCUGCACCUGCGUCACUUCCCACAUCAAACCCCAACUCUUGUCAACAUCCCAACUCCCUGCAUGUUUUAAUGACUUGAUGCCGCGCUGAGCGAGUCUCUAUUGCUCAUUGACUUGAGCUUCGCAUCUGUCCUUUUGUUCUCUCUUCUCUUUCAACAUCUUGCAUCUGGAGGAUGCUUUAUCAAUCACAACGACAAUAAUAAUGCUUCCUUCUCAGCUUAAUGGCUCGCCGAAGCGUGCUAAUCCUUUCGGUCGUGCAUCUCCCUCGCCCUCCCCAUCCUCAAGCCCGCAGACGAAAGCGCGACCAAAAUCUGCAAUAAUAGCGUCGCCUGGGAAGUUUGAAGAGGCCAAAGGUCACUUUCGGAAUUCUUCUUCCAUCGCGCAGUCCUCCCUCGCCCCCUUCGCGCGGAAUGCGACCCGCCAGAGGUCAAACUCUUUGAGGAACGAUGCUGCGUCCGGCACGUUUGCGCCAGAAUUUAUCAAGUCAGAGGAUCUGCGACGAGGAGCAGACCAAAUUCGAGGACAGGAAGGUGACAAUGACUUCUCCGGAAACAAAUACGUCUGGUUACGUGACCCAGAGAAGGCUUUCAUCAAGGGACUUGUCCUAGAAGAAAAGGAUGGAGGGCGGCUAUUGGUACAAACAGAUGGUGGACAGCAACGGGAAGUGGAGGCCGACCAAGUUGACCGGGUCAAUCCCGCAAAGUUUGACAAAGCGGAUGAUAUGGCGGAACUCACACACUUGAACGAAGCCUCUGUGGUGCAUAACCUGCAUACCCGAUAUCAAGCAGAUCUAAUAUACACCUACUCCGGAUUGUUCUUAGUCACGAUCAACCCGUACUGUCCGCUGCCGAUUUACUCCAAUGAAUACAUCAAGAUGUACAAGGGACGGAGUAGAGAGGAGACUCGGCCACAUAUUUUUGCAAUGGCCGAUGUAGCCUUCCGCAACCUGGUGGAAGAGGGUGAAAAUCAAAGUAUCCUUGUGACAGGAGAGUCCGGAGCAGGCAAAACGGAGAACACGAAGAAGGUCAUACAAUAUCUCGCAGCGGUUGCGACAUCAGAUAACAUGUACUCACGUUCUGGCGCGAAGCAAUUGAGUACUCUUUCGCAGCAGAUUUUGAGGGCCAACCCUAUUCUCGAGGCCUUUGGUAACGCGCAAACUGUCAGAAACAACAACUCUUCCCGCUUCGGUAAAUUCAUCCGAAUCGAGUUCUCUCGAUCAGGUCAGAUCUCCGGUGCUUCCAUUGACUGGUAUCUACUCGAGAAAUCUCGGGUGGUGAAACCAAAUGUGCAGGAACGAAACUAUCACAUCUUCUACCAGCUGUUGAAAGGUGCAGAUGCGAAGCUGAGACAGCGUUUGCUGCUUUCCAACUUGCACAUCGAAGAUUUCGCAUACACCAGAGACGGAAAUGACAGUAUAGCUGGUGUUUCUGACGAAGGCGAGUGGAAUUCUUUGCUGGAGGCAUUUCAUAUCAUGAACUUCUCUGAAGAAGACCAGGAGUGCAUUCUUCGAACUGUUGCGGCUGUUCUUCACUUGGGAAAUAUUACCGUCAUGAAAGAGAGCUUACGAGCGGAUCAAGCUGCUCUCGGUCGUGAUGCUCUCGACAGUGUUCAACGAGCGUGCCAACUCCUCGGAAUUGAGCCAGAGCCCUUCGUCCAGGGUCUAUUGCACCCAAGGGUCAAAGCCGGCCGCGAAUGGGUUGAAAAGGUGCAGACUCCGGAACAGGUCAAGCUAGCACUCGAUGCACUCGCAAAGGCAAUCUAUGAGAGAGGCUUUGGAAACCUUGUCAACCGUAUCAACAGCCGCCUAGAUCGAAACACUGUCACGGGUGAGGAUAGCUACUUCAUCGGGGUUCUCGAUAUUGCCGGGUUUGAAAUAUUUCAGACAAACGGCUUCGAGCAGUUGUGCAUCAACUACACCAACGAAAAGCUGCAACAGUUCUUCAAUCACCACAUGUUUGUUUUGGAACAGGAAGAGUAUGCACGAGAGCAAAUUGAGUGGCAGUUUAUCGACUUUGGCAAAGACCUGCAGCCCACAAUUGAUCUGAUCGAAGUCACGAAUCCCAUUGGUAUCUUUUCUUGCUUGGACGAGGACUCUGUCAUGCCGAAAGCUACAGAUAGGUCUUUUACGGACAAGCUUCAUUCGUUGUGGGAUACCAAGUCCCCAAAAUAUCGUGCCGCUCGGCUCCGUCAAGGGUUUGUCCUUACGCAUUAUGCAGCUGAGGUCGAGUACUCUACUGAGGGUUGGUUGGAGAAAAAUAAACAUCCUCUUAACGACAAUGUGACUAGGCUCCUUGCGGCCUCGCAAGAUAGCCAUGUCGCCGAGCUGUUCUCGGACUGUGGGGGCGCUGAUGAUGAAAUCGACCACCCCAAGAGUCGGGUCAAGAAGGGCUUAUUCCGUACGGUUGCACAGCGACAUAAGGAACAGUUGUCGAGCCUUAUGAACCAGCUUCAUUCCACUCACCCUCAUUUCGUCCGGUGUAUUAUCCCCAACCACAAAAAGCGCCCAAAGAUGCUGAAUGCUCCCUUGGUUCUCGACCAACUACGGUGUAACGGUGUCCUUGAGGGUAUCAGGAUUGCCCGUACUGGAUUCCCAAAUCGGCUCUCAUUUACCGAAUUUCGACAACGUUAUGAAGUUCUCUGCCGUGAUAUGCCCAAGGGCUACAUGGACGGGCAGUCUGCAGCUCACAUCAUGCUGCAAAAACUCGCACUCGACAAAGCUUGGUUCCGAGUUGGCCGCACGAAAGUAUUCUUCCGUGCAGGUGUGUUAGCAGAGCUUGAAGAGAAGCGUGACGAAUUGAUUCGUACGAUCAUGACCCGAUUCCAGUCUGUGGCAAGAGGAUUUGUACAACGCCGGAUUUCCAACAAGAGACUGUACCGUGCGGAGGCCACACGCAUCAUCCAACACAAUUUCCGGGCCUAUCUGGACAUGAAGUCAAAUCCUUGGUGGCGUCUGUUUUCGCGGAUGAAGCCUCUUCUUGGUGAGACACGUACCGCUCAGGAAGUGAAGAGAAGAGACGACAAGAUCAAAGAGCUCGAAGCAAAAAUGAGGAAUGACCACAUGGAUCGACAGAAGGUGGAAGAAGAGAGACGCCGCGCCGAGAUCGAGAUGCAGAGAAUCCAGCAGACACUUGAGAGCGAACGAGCCUUGGCUCUCGACAAGGAGGAGAUUUUCAAGAGACUGCAACUCCGCGAGGUCGAGUUAAGCGAAAAGCUUGCUGGCGCUAUUGCUGAUCAGGAAAGUCUUGAAGAUCAGUUGGAUGAACUGAUGUUAGCGAAGAAAAAGGCAGAGGAGGAACUCGAUCUACGGAAGACGCAACUCGAGCAAGCCGGUGAAAUCAUCCUACGCCUAGAGUCGGAGAAGAAGGAAAUGCAGCAGAGCUUAGACGAGCUUGAGCAACGGAUCAUUGAGGCCCAAAACCAUUCCGCCGAGAAGGAGAACGAGAUGAAGGACCUCAGCCAAGAAAUAAAGAUGCUGCAAAGUCACCUCAGUCUGAAGGACCGCAAGCUACAGGACUUGGAGGCGAAGUUACUGAAAACCGACCAAGACCUUGACGUCAAGCUCGCGAAAACCUCGAAGGAGCUUGACCAAUCGAAGAAGCAGGUCAAGGAGCUUUUCGACGAGAACCGUUCUAUCCGCCAGCAAAUCUCUGAUCUUUCUUCGACGUCAACAGGCUACGAGGAGAUGCUCAGACGCAAAGACAGCGAGCUCUCCGUUUUGCGCAAUGAAGCCAAGAAGUAUGUCGAGGACAAGAAGCAACUAGAGGGCGAGAAGACUGCGCUUUCAAAUCGCCAUGACAGCAUGCAGAACCGGCUCAGAGAGUUACAGGCUCAGGUUGAUGCUAUGGCUUCAGAAAAGGUGCAACUUGAGCGCGAAGCUGCCGAUGUUCAGAAACUUCUUCAAGCCAAGAUGUCAGAAGACGUGGAAGCUGGGCAGAGCCGAAAACUCCUAGAGCAGCAGAUCCACGACCUGAAGGAUCAGCUUUUCCAAGCUCAGGCUGAUCUCAGCAGGGAACGACAGUCGAGAGACGACGUUCAGAUGCUUGCAGAACAUAAUCUGGCUGAGCUCAAGGACAAGUACACUUCCUUGAACGAGUCGAAGAUUACUAUUGAAAAAGAGAUGUACAUUCAGCAAGACACUCUGCGACGGGCGACGGAGGCUCGACUAGCCGCUGAGCAGUCACGAAAGGAACUUCAGGCAGAACUGAUCAAGCUGCGCGACCGGUUCACCCAGGUCGAAGAUGCUCGCCUGAAAGCUGAGGCUGAGAUGGAGCAGAACCUCGUGAAGCAAAACAAUCAGCGUCUAGAGAGCAUCAGAAAGGAAUUGGACGACACAGAGCGCCGCUUAGAGGAGGUCGAUGCAGAGAGAUCACGUCUUGCCCUCCGCGAGCAGCAGUUGAUGAACGCCAUUGCUGAGUCCGAAAACUUCCGCAUUCGCCAUGAUCAGCACAAGGAACGCCUGGAAAGGGAGUUGGUAACCCUCAAGGGCAGACUCACGGCAUCCGAGAACGACAAUCGCGCCCUAUUGACUAAGAUUCAGCAAAAGAACCUCGACAUUGCUCGGUCGACUUCCAAGGCAAGUGACAGCCAGCGCUUGCGCGUUGCGACCCUCCAGAAGGAAAAGUCAAAGUUGGAGGAAGACAACAAGGCGCUCUCUCGCCAACUUGGGGACCUCCAGCUAUCCAUCACUUCGUUAGAGAAGCAAAAGGAGAAGCUAGCCUUAAGCAUGGAGGAUUUGAACCACGAAGUCAACAGAGAGCACAAGGCCAGUCGCAAUGCUGAGAAAGCCGCCUCUGCUGCCUCAAUCCAACUAGGGGAAGCGAACCGGAACCUGGAAACAGAAAGGCAGCUGAGGACUCAAGCCCAGGCUAACACGCGGAAGCUCCAAGGGUCGUUGGAUACUGCCAACAAAGAAAUCGAUGAUCUACAUCGUCAACUCAUGCUUCUGCAUAAGAUCGUUGAACCCGAAGCCGACCCUUCGGCUGACACUUGGGAGCAGAUCCAGCCUGACCUGUCGAAGAAGAUCGACCUAGCUCAGCUAGUGGAGACCAUGCAGGGUAAGUUGCAAGUAUCGGAGGAAAGGUACAGUCGAGCAGAAAGCCAGCUUGUGGAAAUGCGGCGUCGACAUGGAGAUGAAAUGAAAGAACUCGACGCUCGCUACUCGUCAUCCAAGCGUGCCUUACUGGAGGAAAUUGACAACAAUCAAGUGGCCAGUACUCGUACCCCGACUCAUCUUCGUAAGAACUCGGAGAACGCUGGCGUGAAGAAGUUUGGCACGCCAACUACGCCCAAUCGCCGACUUAACUUGCACGAUGGAUCCAAUGAUUCUGCGCGAUCCGACAGAACAGUCGAUACUGUUGGCUACCAGAAGCGGAUGGAUAUGGCUGCUGAAAUUGAGGAGCUUCAGAACAAGCUACAGAUGACUGAGAUGCAGAACAAGCACCUUCAGAGCCAGCUCGAGCGAUCUGCUCCUACCCGGGACAUCUGGCAGGAUGAGAGUCCAUCAAUCAGACGCAUGCAGCUCCUGGAGCGGGAGAACGGCCGCCUGCAUGACCAGCUUGAUGAUUCAGCGAAGAAAGUAUCAUCCCUGGAGAGGAGCAUCCGCUCGGGUGAGCUCUCACUGCGGGAUGUUCAAGCCAAGUCCCAUGAGGAGCUUUACGACCUCAUCAACUCCCAGGAACAGUCCAGAAGGUCAUUGCUCAAGGUCCACAAUGAAACCAUUGCAGAUUUCACCGAUGCUAAGUCCCAGUUCGAGAAACUCAAGCGAGCCAAAGCGACUCUGGAAAUUGAACUACGUGAUGCGUGCUCGGAGACUCAAGAGCUGCUGGUUGCAAGAGAGCAGGAUGUGGCCAGCAGAAACCAGCUUCUCCAGGAAUUUUCCGAUCUGCAAAUUCGCCUAGACGCAGAAACCUCCAAAUCUGCCGACCUCGCCGCUAGCCUGAGUCUCUACAAGAGCCGUGCAGACGAGUACUUCGGCAAGCUCGAGCAAGCAGAGAUCACCCUUCUCAAAGCUUCUCGUGCAGAGCAGUUUGCUAAGGCUCAGGCCAAGGAGACCGAGGACAGCUGCGCCCAGAUUAUGGCCGAACGCAAGGAGAUGGAGGCCAUAAUUGACGACCUACAGCGACAAACGCAGUCCUUCGAAGCUAGGAUGGAAGAUCAGGCCGCGGAAUUGCAAGGUGCUCUUCAAGCCAAGCAGCGUCUGCAAAACGAACUCGAGGAUUACAGAAACCAGCGCGCCAUCGACAUCGAGGACAAGGAAACAUCAAUGGAGCAGACAAGGCAGAAGUACCAACGAGAGAUCACAACCCUCAAUAACGAGCUUGAGAUGGAGCGCGAAAAGGUUCUCAAUGUUCGUGGCGAAAGUUCUCGCCUCCGGGAGGAGCUGGAAGAUCUACGCAGUAAAUGGGACGAUGAAGUGCUGAACAGCUCGACCUGGGCCAAGGAAAAGUCGCGCAUGGAAAUCAUGCUCCAAGAUGUGACAACAUCUCGCGAUGAAGCCGCCAGUGCUCACAACGAAGCUCAGUCGCGGGUUGUAUCUCUGUUGUCGCAGGUUAGGAGCUUGCGAACUUCAGUUGAUGACGUGACUGCGGAACGUGAUAUGUUGCUCAAGGAAAAGAAGAUGCUCGAGGCGCGGUUGACAGAGGCUGGAGAGCGUCUGGAGGAUCUCGCCAAGGGAGAGAGUCCGUCCAUGCGCAACGCUGCUAGCAUGGAUCGUGAGCUUCUUGAGCUCAAGGCUAAGCUUGCUCAACAGGAGGACGUCUCUAUUGCCGCAGUUGGGAAGAUGAGGCGGGCCGAGGCUCUCGCCUUUGAGAUGCAAAAAGAAGUCACUGCUGAGAGGGAGGCCAGCACUCAACUCUUCAAGGAGAAGGCCGCAUUGGAGAAGCAGUUGAAGGAGUCGCAGCUCCGGUGUGUUGACCUGGAGACGAAGAGCUACUCGUCAGGCAGCCAGGAUAUCAGAUUCCUUCACAAGAGAAUCAAGGAGUUGGAAACCCUAUUAGAGGAACAGGAGGCGAAGAACAGCUCUGAACAGCGAUCGUUGCGCAACGUUGACCGGACGGUCAAGGACUUGCAGUCCCAAAUCGACCGUAGGGACAAGAUGAACGCUCAGCUCGAAGAAGAUGUCAAUAGGGGCCGUGAGAAGGUUGAGCGCCUUCUCAAGAGUAUCGACGAACUCCAGCAAAGCGAGUCAGAGUCGCAGCUCCAAGCGCGCCGCGCCGAGCGGGAAUUGCGAGAGGAGCGCGAGAAAUCCUUGAGGCUUGAGCGUGAGCUUAAGGGGUGGAAAGCUCUUAGGGUUGAAAGAGGAAGCAGCGCCAUCGGGAGAGCGCAUGUGACGUUUAGCGACACCGGAAGUCGCAAGGGAAGCGGUGCUUAUACAACCGGCGAUAUCCCUCAGCGGAUGCCCAGCAACACGAAAGGCUUCUUGUGAAUAAUUGGCCCUAAUCAGGUAUCGUUCAUGAUGCGGAAAUGAUCCCUCGGAGAUUGGGCAAUGGAUCAUGGCUAUAAAUUUCUAGCAAACCAGAUGUCUAUGAGGUGCUAGGGAGACCGAACGCUCCGUCAUUAUUUUGUUAUGUUCUACUCUUAUGUGACUACGCAUUUUGGAUGUUUAUGAUUUCGUUUUUUGUGGGUUGGGUGAACCUUUUGAGGUUAAGAGUAUAUGAUGGAGGAUGAUUGUUAUUCAUAUGGAGAAGGCGUAUACCAGCAGCGUUGUUUAAUUUGAUUUCUUUUCUAGAUCCGCUUGUGCUUUCACCCGUAUAUAUAUGACCACUUGCUCGGGUGAAAUUGCCCAGACUGACGUUGUAUAACUUAGUACCCCCGCAUCAAACCAAUGCCAGAGCUUCCUGAUAUCUUUUUUCCC
Molecule: messenger RNA, 7977 nt
Organism: Aspergillus calidoustus
Lineage: Eukaryota; Fungi; Ascomycota; Eurotiomycetes; Eurotiales; Aspergillaceae
Source: the annotation of a GenBank genome assembly